Messenger RNA from Aspergillus alliaceus, 378 nucleotides. RefSeq lists its product as uncharacterized. The transcript has a single exon. Lineage: Eukaryota; Fungi; Ascomycota; Eurotiomycetes; Eurotiales; Aspergillaceae. The record is from RefSeq and is a predicted model, not a curated record. The coding region runs from base 18 to 329 and encodes 103 amino acids.
CUUCAAUCCCGUCAUGAAUGCCUAACGGAUUUUUGGGUAUGUCAUAUCUGAUCUCACCUCGCCUCAGGUAUCACAAAGACACUCUGUUGCGAUGUAUCCAAAUCAGACCCCCUGGAGAAUUGCAUGUGAUCUUCAAGUAUCUUAGAUUUUCUUCAGCUUUGUGUUGCUUCUUGCUCAGUUUAACACUCUUUGGGGAGCUUGAAUCUUUUCGAGGAUGUUUCCGACAAAAGGGACUUCUGGUACGAGGUCCCACUUCGAAGUUGGAAAACCCCAAUCGUAUCCGUGGAUUUGUAGAACGCGUCAUCCAUCAGCCAAUCAGCGACUGCUGAAUGGCCUAAGCUAGAGUAAUUAGGAUUAGCGCAUCCGAUGGAGUUAGCG